Lactuca saligna is the source of this 1892-nucleotide messenger RNA. Lineage: Eukaryota; Viridiplantae; Streptophyta; Magnoliopsida; Asterales; Asteraceae. The record is from the annotation of a GenBank genome assembly.
UCAGAGCUAUAACUUGAUUUUGAAUUUUGACCGCAAUGGACGGCAAAAGAAACAAUGCACCGGCGAUCGGCAUCGACCUCGGAACAACGUACUCAUGUGUCGCCGUUUGGAAACAUGGUCGCAUCGAAAUCAUUCCCAAUGAUCAGGGAAAUAGAACCACACCGUCUUGUGUUGCUUUCAGUGAUGCAGAACGUUUAAUCGGUGAUAGCGCCAAGAACCAAGUGGCCAUGAACCCUGCUAACACUAUAUUUGACGCUAAGAGGUUGAUUGGAAGGAGAUUCGGUGAUUCCAAAGUGCAGGAUGACAUGAAAUUGUGGCCUUUUAGGGUCAUACAAGGGCCUGUCGACACACCAAAGAUUGUUGUCUCCUACAAAGGUGAAGAGAAUGAAUUUUUGGCUGAAGAAAUUUCAUCGAUGAUUCUUGGGAAGAUGAAAGAAACUGCUGAGUCAUACCUUGGAAAAGUUGUAAAAGAUUCUGUGAUAACUGUCCCAGCUUACUUUAACGAUUCGCAACGUCAAGCAACAAAGGAUGCUGGAGCUAUUGCUGAACUUAAUGUCAUUCGUAUUAUCAAUGAGCCUACAGCAGCUGCAAUUGCUUAUGGUCUUGACAAUAAGUCAGAUAUCACUUGCAAGAUUAAUGUGCUUGUGUUUGAUUUGGGUGGUGGCACUUUUGAUGUCUCUCUAUUAACAAUGGCGGAAGGUGGUGGUACCCUUGAGGUGAAAGCCGUUGCAGGUGACACUCAUUUGGGAGGUGAAGAUUUUGAUAGUCGUAUGGUGCAUCACUGUGCUCAGGAAUUCAACAGGAGAUGGAAUAAGGACUUAACUGGUAACAAAAGAGCAUUGGGGAGGUUGAGAUGUGCUUGUGAGAAAGCAAAAAGGAUUCUUUCUUGCAAUAAUCUCACUUCUAUCGAUUUAGACUGCUUACACGAGGGGAUUGAUUUUUCUAUGAAAUUCAGUAGAGCUAAAUUUGAAGUGCUUAACAUGGGUUUCUUCGUUAAAUGCAUCGAGACUGUAGAGGCAUGUUUAAGGGAUGCAAAGAUGGAGAAACCGUAUGUGAAUGAGGUGAUUCUUGUUGGUGGCUCAACUAGAAUACCAAAGGUCCAGUGUAUGUUGCAGGAAUUUUUUGAAAGGAAGGAGCUAUGCAAGAGUGUAAACCCUGAUGAGGCUGUUGCAUAUGGUGCAGCUGUUAUGGCUGCAAAGUUAAGUGGCAACAAUCAUAAGAGUUGUCGGGAUUUGUUGUUAUUGGAUGUCACUCCUUUGUCCCUUGGUGUAGGAAUAUUAGGAGACAUAUUUGAUGUUGUUAUCCCAAGGAACACUCCAAUACCUACCAAGAAAUCUAAAGUAUAUAAUACAUCCCGCGACAACCAACCUUGUGUAGAUGUUCAGGUGUAUCAAGGUGAACGAACAAGAUCUACAGAUAAUCAUUUGUUAGGGACCUUCAGAAUUUCUGGAAUACCACCGGCUCCAAAAGGAAUUGCAAAACUCGAGUAUUGUUUUGAAAUAGAUGCAAAUUGUAUCCUGACAGUGACAGCAAAGAUAUUAUCAACGGGUAAGACGGAGAAACUUACAAUUACCAAUGCAAAUGGAAGGCUCUGUAUGGAAGAGAUUGAAAAGAUGAUGGAAGAUGCUGUCAAGUACAAACAGGAGGAUCAAGAAUACAGGAAGAGAGCAGAUGCAUUCAAUGCGCUAGAGGAAUGCAUAUACAACAUGAAGAAUAAGAUCAAAAAUAUGGAGAAUUGUAAGAGGUUGAAGAAAAUGGAGCGUGGAAUUGCUGAUACGACCAAGUGGCUCGAGCAAAACCAAGCUGCAUCUGUUGAUGAGCUUCAUCGCAUGAAGAAACACCUGGAGUCUAUAUGCAUGCCAAAGUUUUGGUUCGUAAAUAAUGUAUGUUAA